UGUUUCUUUUGUUUCAGGUUGAUGGAAAACUACACAUUCAACAGCUUUACCCUCGAGCUGGAGGGGUUGAAAGUCACACAGGUCUCCAUGUACCCUGUCUUUUUCUUUUUCUUGUUCUCUUACAUAAUUAUUAUAAUAGCUAAUGUCGGCAUUGUUGUCCUAGUUUUCAUUGACCAAAGCCUCCACCAGCCCAUGUAUCUCCUUUUUUGCAACCUGCCAGUCAAUGACAUUGUAGGGAAUUCGAUCAUGGUGCCUCGUUUGCUUUCAGACAUCUUGCUGCCUCCCUCUGAACGCCUCAUCAGUUAUUAUGAGUGUUUGGUCCAAGCUUUUACCACACACAUGUUCGGCACCACUUCCUACACUGUGCUCAUGAUUAUGGCCUUUGACAGAUAUGUUGCCAUCUGCGAUCCUCUACGCUAUGCUACCAUAAUGACCAACAAAAUGGUGAUAAAACUGACAGUUUCUGCCUGGGGAGUGGCCUUUGUUUUAGUUGGGAUUCUGCUCGGUCUGACCAUACGGCUGAACCGAUGCGGGACUCGGAUAACAAACCCGUUCUGUGACAAUGCCUCAUUGUUUAAACUCUCCUGUGAGAGUGUGUUUAUUAAUAAUGUCUAUGGCCUCACUUUCACUGUAGUCCUGUUUACAACUUCUAUAGGCAGCAUGGUUCUCACCUAUACUAAGAUUACAGUUGUUUGUUUGACGAAUAAGAGUAAGUCUUUGAACAGUAAAGCCUUGAAAACCUGCAGCACUCAUCUCUCUGUUUAUUUAAUUCUGUUUUUAAGUGGAAUGUUAAUCAUAGUACUGCAUCGCUUCCCUCAGUACUCAGACUACAGAAAAAUCUGUGCCAUUUUGUUUCACAUCAUCCCCGGCAGUUUGAACCCUAUUAUUUAUGGGGUUCAGUCAAAAGAGAUACGAAAAUUCCUGUCAAAAUUGUUCCAGCCCAAAAAGGUUUUGUCAUCAUCAUAA
Molecule: messenger RNA, 966 nt
Organism: Scomber scombrus (Atlantic mackerel)
Lineage: Eukaryota; Metazoa; Chordata; Actinopteri; Scombriformes; Scombridae
Product: olfactory receptor 52N5
Exons: 1
Coding region: 22-966 (314 amino acids)
Biological process (GO): G protein-coupled receptor signaling pathway
Cellular component (GO): membrane
Molecular function (GO): G protein-coupled receptor activity; olfactory receptor activity
Source: RefSeq, a predicted model, not a curated record